Molecule: messenger RNA, 7424 nt
Organism: Boleophthalmus pectinirostris (great blue-spotted mudskipper)
Lineage: Eukaryota; Metazoa; Chordata; Actinopteri; Gobiiformes; Gobiidae
Gene: sec24b
Product: SEC24 homolog B, COPII coat complex component
Exons: 24
Coding region: 187-3654 (1155 amino acids)
Biological process (GO): endoplasmic reticulum to Golgi vesicle-mediated transport; intracellular protein transport; COPII-coated vesicle cargo loading
Cellular component (GO): endoplasmic reticulum exit site; COPII vesicle coat
Molecular function (GO): zinc ion binding; SNARE binding
Source: RefSeq, a predicted model, not a curated record
ACACGGAGCAUCUCCAUCUCCAGCUCUGAGCUCAGCCUCCCGGACAGUCCCACUCAGGACAGCCGCUCUCGCUUCACUCCCCGGGGACAGAGACCGGAGCUUCAGGACUCCUCAUGUCUGCCCCCCCGGCCGUGUCUCCGCGGGCAUAAAGAGGGGCAUAAAGCGCUGCGCGCAGCGGGCACGGAGAUGUCUGCCCCGGGAUACAGCAGCCUGGGCUCCUCGGUGAACGGCUCUGCACAGAGCUACCCUCCUGUGUACCAGCCGUCUGGAUACUACGGAGCCCCCCCUCCUCAGAGCUAUCCCAGCAAACCUCCGCUGCCCAGUGCUCAGUCCCCACACUACCACAACAGCCACGGCCCACCACAGUCCCACCAUGGAGCCCCGUCUGCUCUCUCCAGCCCUGCACCCCCACCCACUGCCUAUGCCCCUGGCCUUCCUCCCAGUGCCCAGUAUGGUCAGCAGGCAGUACAGCCCCAGCACAGCCCUUAUGGUGCUCCUGGGUCCUACUAUGGACACCAGAGCUACUCUGCUGCUCCCCCAGUUCACCCCCCACCUCCCUCGCAGCAAUACACUCUGACACCAGCUCCUACUAGUGCUGCUGGGACCUACCCCUCUGCUCCUGGAAGCACCCAGUAUGACCCCCUGCCUCACCCACAGAGCGGUCCUCCACCUAAUCCACAGAGCGGGGCCCCACCUCACACACAAAGUGGCCUCCCACCUAAUCCACAGAGCAGGCCCCCGCCUCACCCACAGAGUGGCCCCCCAGCUCACCCACAGAGCAGCCUUGGUGGAGUGCUGUCUGUUCAGAUGGGUGUCCCCCUGCACCAGUACAGUCCUGCACAGCCCCUGUGUGGACAGACAGCGCUUAACGGUCAGCCGCAGAGCACAGCACCGGGUCAGCAGCCCUCCUAUGGGCCCUACAGUGGGCUGGACGGAAGUGGACACACCCCCUCAUCCACUGGAACCCCCUCUGCCUCCAUUGCCCCCUCCCCUGGACACCACAGCGCCCCCCCGUCUCAGUAUGGAGGGUAUGAGGGGACCAGCGGGCCCUCAGAGCCAGCACAGUCGUCCUCCAGCUCAGACGACGAAGACCUGGAGGACGACGAUGAGGAAGCAGGGGGCGACACCUCCUCGUCUAGCACGGGCACUGCCUCCCCUGUGCCCAACAGCUACGACUCACUAGAGGGAGGCAGCUAUCCAGAGGCACAGGCUCCCUGCUCCGACCUGGCCCCACAUGGCCAGUCCUACACUGGCUAUGGUUACCCCGGUAUGCCUCCCCCCUCCUCUGCCCCACAGCAUGGAUACAACCAAUCGGGCUACCCCCAGCCCUCACAGCCUUUCCCGAGUCUUUCCCAGCUGUCUGCUGCUCUGGGGGGCCUCAGUGGGAUCCCUGAGCUGGAGGUGGAGUCUCUGCAGCCCAUUAACCUCCUCCAUGAGAGGAACCUGUUGCCCCCACGGCCUCUGGGGGCCCCAGAACCCAACCUGAGCCCAGAACUAAAGAAGGUCAACUGCAGCCCUGAGACCUUCCGCUGCACCCUGACCAGUAUCCCCCAGACCCAGGCUCUGCUCAACAAGGCCCGGCUGCCCCUGGGCCUUCUGCUGCACCCCUUCAGGGACCUGCAGCACUUACCUGUCAUCACCUCCAACACGAUCGUGCGCUGCCGCUCGUGUCGCACUUACAUUAACCCUUUCGUGACCUUCCUGGACCAGCGGCGGUGGAAGUGUAACCUGUGUUACCGGAUCAAUGAUGUUCCAGAUGAGUUCAUGUACAACCCGGUCACCAGGUCAUAUGGGGAGCCCCACAGGAGGCCCGAGGUCCAGAACUCCACUGUGGAGUUCAUUGCCUCCUCAGACUACAUGCUGCGCCCCCCUCAGCCUGCGGUCUACCUGUUUGUCCUGGACGUGUCCCAUAACGCUGUGGAGGCUGGAUACCUCAAGUACUUCUGUGACUGUCUGCUGGAAAACCUCCACUCGCUGCCUGGAGACGCUCGCACUCGGGUGGGUUUCCUCACAUUCGACAGCACCAUCCACUUCUACAACCUGCAGGACGGCCUCUCCCAGCCCCAGAUGCUGGUGGUCUCUGACAUAGAAGAUGUCUUCAUCCCCUCACAUGACAAUCUGAUGGUGAACCUGAAGGAAAGCAAAGAGCUGGUGAAGGAGCUGCUCUCCUCUCUGCCCUCCAUGUUUGCUCACACGAGGGAGACCCAGAGCGCCCUGGGCCCCGCUCUACAGGCUGCCUUCAAACUCAUGACCCCCACAGGAGGCAGGGUCUCUGUGUUCCAAACCCAGCUGCCCACGCUGGGGCCCGGGCUGCUGCAGUCCAGGGAGGACCCCAACCAGCGCUCCAGCACCAAGGUGGUACAACACUUGGGUCCGGCCACAGACUUCUAUAAGAAGCUGGCUCUGGACUGCUCCGGGCAGCAUAUCGGAGUGGACCUGUUCCUGCUCAGCUCGCAGUACUCAGACCUCUCCUCCCUCGCGUGCAUGUCCAAGUACUCUGCAGGCAGUGUGUACUUCUACCCGUCCUUCCACCACGUCCACAACCCCGAGCAGCUGGAGAAGUUCCAGAGCGACCUGGAGAGAUACCUGACACGAAAGAUCGGCUUCGAGGCCGUCAUGAGGAUCCGCUGCACUAAAGGUUUAUCCAUCCACACAUUCCAUGGGAACUUCUUUGUGCGUUCCACGGACCUGCUGUCCCUGGCCAAUGUGAACCCGGACUCCGCCCUGGCAGUGCAGAUGUCCAUAGAGGACUCUCUGGCGGACUCGUCUCUGGCGUGUUUUCAGGCCGCUCUGCUCUACACCUCCAGUAAAGGGAAGCGGAGGAUCCGGGUGCACACCCUGUGUCUGCCUGUGGUCACCCAGCUGAGUGACGUGUACGCGGGGGCUGAUGUCCAGGCCGUCACCUGCCUCCUGGCCAACAUGGCCAUCGACCGGUCAGUGUCUUCGGGGCUGUCGGACGCCCGGGACGCCCUGGUGAACGCGGUGGUGGACCUGGUGGGGGCGUACAGGAGCAGCGUGUCCAACCUGCAGCAGAGCGGACUGGUGCUGCCCUCGUCCAUGAGACUCUUCCCUCUGUACAUCCUGGCUCUGCUCAAACAGAAAGCUUUGAGGACGGGCACCAGUACCCGCCUGGAUGAGCGUGUCUUCGCUAUGUGCCAGUUUAAGACUGAGCCUCUUCCACAGCUCCUCAGGAUGCUGCACCCAGACCUCUACAGACUGGACACCAUCUCAGACCAGGGGGCGCUCCACCUGAAUGACACCAUAGUCCCUCAGCCACAGCUCCUGCACCUGUCUGCAGAGAGGCUGAGUCGGGACGGGGCCUUCCUCCUGGAUUGCGGCUUUGUCCUGUACGUGUGGGUGGGCCGCUCGUGCUCGGACAUGUUCCUGCGGGACGUACUGGGAGUGUCGGACCACGCCUCCUUACCCCCCAACAUGAACCACAUUCCGGAGCUGGACACUCCCCUGUCGGAGCGGGUCAGGGCCUUCCUGGACUGGCUCCAGGAGAAGCGCUCGUGCAGCUGCCCACUGCAUGUCCUCAGGGACGACACUUUGGCCAAAUCCACCUUUUUCCAACACCUGGUGGAGGACAGCUCCGAGUCGGGCCCGUCCUACUAUGACUUCCUCCAGCAGAUCCUUCAGCAGGCCUCCAAGUGACGCGCCCCUCCAAGCUGACCAGAGCCGACCCAGCCGACCCGAGCCGACCCGAGCCGACCCGAGCUGACCCGAGCUGACCCGGGCUCUCACGGACCAUCCAUCUGGAGGUAGCGGGCUGCAGUUCCGUCUGUGGUUUAAAGGAGUCACUGAACUUCAGCCACUUCAAACUCCUGAGCCUCCUCAUGUCAUGUUUUAUAGGGAUGGGCAGAUAUGGAUUUUUUUUUUUUUUUUUUUUUUUUUUUGAGCCAAUAAACUAUCCAGUAUUUGUCCUGCUGCUGUGACCGAUAACCAAUAUUUACCUAUACCGAUAUUUAGCUUUUAGUCUGUUCACAAAGGGCACACAGAGGCACAGUGCAAAAAAUGAUCGGUAUAGAUGAUCGUUAUCGAAUAUAUUGGUCAAUAUUGAUAACAACGGAUUACUGGAAACAAUAUAUCGCCUAUUCCUCAUGUUUUAUUUAGUCUUUCUACUGGUUUUAUGAGCUUAGAAACACUGGAUUGGUCAUUCAGACUUGACCGUGAUACGAGAUGGAGAAGACUUCCGUAGCCCAUCCAUCGUCCGCCUCGGUCCAGCUCUUUACAACGUCCAGUCUCGACCUUUGUGUUCCUGUCAUUAAAGGGGCUCUAUAUGAUUUUUUUUGUUACCGAUGGUCAGGUCUACACCGUUUUCUACGGUCCAGUCAUUCCUCACUUUCCUCAUGCAUUCCUAACACUGUCAUUUAUUUAAACGUGCAGUACCUGAUUUUUAUUGUCUUUAAAAAUGUGAAAAACAGUGCUCCAAAGUUAUUCCUCAUCAUUCCCAGCCACACAUUUUGAGGGAAAAUCAGGUACAGGUACUUUAAACGUCACAGAAAUGUUAAGAACUACUUAGCCUCCUGACAGUCCGACUUAAAAGUUCAAUGGCUUCUUCAUUGGAUGCAAACCGAGUACAACAGUCUGGUUUUGUUGGUAAGAUUAGCGUUUACAAUGGUUUUACUUUUGAGCCGUGACUGAGAAUGAGCUGUGAGCCUCGCCCUGAUGUUGAACCGUGACUGACUGAGAAACGCCUGUAUAACUAAUCUAUAACAUCCACUGUAUCUUUUAGGUUUUUUUAGGACUGCACUGAUCCAGUACAAUAAUACGACUCAGAAUGGUUGAACUUUAAUUUAUAUAAAGUUGUGCGGUAGUUACAUGAAGGAUAAAAAACAGAUCCAUAAUGCGUUUAGGUCAGUUUUGUUGUGUUUUAUUUUUAAAUAAACUAAAUACUUGCCCUGACAGGUAUUAGUUGAUUUCAGGUAUCAGCAGGUACUUAAGGUUAUUGAUACUUUGCAGCUGAUGUCGUCAACAUUCCCUGGAGUGGCUCUACUCUGUCUGAAGCUCUGUUCAGUUAGACUUUCAUAUUGGCUAGGGACGAACGAGCUAUCAUUUUGGACCGAAAAUCACGAUCUUGGGAGUAGGGAUGGGCAUGAUUAGUCGAUUAAUUGAUCAUCGAUCAUUAAGAAUUUCAUGGAUUAUUUUCAUUUUAAUCAACAAGCCGAAUGUAGGUUGCUGUGCGUAGCGUAGUGUGACCAAACAGGGGUCUGUACAUGUAGCUCUGUGACUCAGAAGGAGCGAGACACGUUUUCCGUUGCGUUCGGGACAAGUGUGAGUCCAUGUGCACAGUGUACAAAUCAGCGCAUAUGUUUCAGUGUCCAGUGGGAAAAAGUUUCACCAGGUGAGAGUCGCGUAAUGUCGAUGUCCUGGUUUUGACAAAUGUAAAUAAAGUCACACUAACCUGUAUUCCACUGAGUCGUGUCGCAUCAGCGACACAAGAGCUAUUUUUUUUCUUCGCUUAGUUUAUGCAAAUUAGCCAUGUGGUUUUAAGUUUCAUUUCUGUGAGACUUGCAUUAAACACAUUCUAAUGUCAAACGGGCUGAUGAGGCUCUAGAGUGGUUGUGGUUUAUAUGUCGUAAAGUUGAAUUUAUUUAUGCAGAUUAGUGCAGAUAGUAAUAAUAAUGAUGAUACAUUUUAAUAUAAAAAACGUUAAUGAUUAAUCGAUAAUUGAUCGUUAAUUCUCUCGACGAUUGAUUAAGAAAAUUGAAUCAAAUGCCCAUCCCUACUUGGGAGUGUCAAAAGCCAUGUUUUUUUUUCAGUGCUCCUAAACCCCAAUUUAAGGUCAAAGUAUGUUCUGCUUUGACUCAACGCACACUCCCGCCGUCGCCUCGUCGCCGUUGUUUUAGAUUUAUGGAUCUGCGUCGACGUGUACGCGCCACGAAGUAAUUCACCGCCACAACGCCAGGAGCCUAGGAUUUAAACCUGGCUUUGUGUAAAGUUUCACAUGAAACAUCUCCAACACGAUAGAAGCACAGAACAGACUCACCAUCAGCAGAACACCCUCUGUCUGAGUCGUGUUCUUACGUCCGACCGAAACUGAACUGGAUCAGCAGCACAAGGAGCGAGCUGUUUUUUUUUUCAGAGCGUACAGUUUAUGCAAAUGAGCCAUGUGGUUUUAAGUUUAGUUUCUGUAAAACUUAAAACAAAUGUGCAAAGCUGAAUUAAACACAUUAUUACUCAAUGUAUAUUGAAAGACGUGAAAGUGGAGGACAGGAACAGUGUGUAGAGCGGAGGUAGAGACAACCAAUUACAGCCCUUAUUGUUUGCGUAAACUGGGACUUUACGUUUCAGCGUCAAAUCGUCGGUUCAGGACUCUAGUGUGAUUUAAGUUUCUGUGAUGUUUGCAAAUGUUCUUGUGCACUGAAACUUGAUUAAAAAAAAAAUUACGGAUGGAUUCGAAAUUCGCAAUAUCUACCAGAAAAAUCACAAUUCAGUUUUUUUUUUUAAAUCAUUCAGCCCUAAUAUGAGCUUUGUCUAACACAAUCUGAUCAGAAAGAGCUGGAACUACAACAGGUCAUCUGAUUUUAGCCAACAGUUUUUAAGUUUCUCUCACCUCAAGUUUCACUUUUGUUGAAAAUCAAACUCCCAAACAGGCCCACGAACGCUCAGACUGAUCACAGGCUCCUGAAAACCUGCUGUUUGAAAUCAGUUUGUUUUUUUUCUUCAAGUUUUCACACCAUCCAAAACUGUAUCUGUCUGCGCUUGUUAAUGUGUGAAUUGUGUCACCAGGGUAAUUGCUGACCGUACUUCCAUAGACAUACACGCAGAACACCCCCACUGUGAUGUCACUACAGAGUAUCAAUAGUAUCGGAAUCGUAGAAAAAGCUGGAUUGGUGCGUCCCUUGUUUUUUCUCAUGAUUCUCACUUUAACAAAAUGCUUUUUAAAUUGUAUAUGUAGCUUUAUUCAUUCAGUUCCAUUUGUUCACACGUUUUUCUUUCACAAAUAUCUGCUCUUACAAUACUGUGUGGAAGGAUUAGAGGUAUUGUAAGUAUUAAGAAUGAAAAGUCAGGUACAGCCCCUUUAAUGACUAAACCAGUUGGACUUGUUUUUAAAGCCACACAUCUGCAUGGAAUCCAUUGCACUGUGGCUGCUGGCGACUCAGAACUGCAGAAGAUUUUUUUAGAACCGCGCGCCUCCUGGACACUGGGCGCUCGUCGGGACUUCCUCCAGGUGAACCCCACUGUGGUGGACUCUCUCCCCCUUUUCCAGGCUCAGACAUGCCACUGUCCACUUUGUAUCUACUGAAGAAUAUUUUAUGUGAUAAUUUAUGAAACCUUAUUAAAGAAAAGCAGAAAUGACCACAUGUGGGCUCUUUUUUAACUCUCUGUAGUUUAUUCACAUAAGUAUUUGUGAAUCACUAAAGGAACUGUAUCUAAGAAUUUUAUUUUAAAUUUCAUGAACAUGAUCUGUAUGUCCUCAG